Molecule: messenger RNA, 315 nt
Organism: Trypanosoma rangeli
Lineage: Eukaryota; Euglenozoa; Kinetoplastea; Trypanosomatida; Trypanosomatidae
Exons: 1
Coding region: 1-315 (104 amino acids)
Source: RefSeq, a predicted model, not a curated record
AUGCUACUAGACGACGUUCCAUUUAGCGCCCUUCCCCACGCCGCAGAGGAAACGCAAAAACUCGGAGCGGCACAAAAAGAAACACUGACUCGCCUCACGGCUUUGCGGGGUGACUUGGAGGAGCUCGUGCAGCGAUCCGCCGCGCUCUACGCGGAGUGCGAACACUUAGCGCCGCAACGUGUUAUCAAAGCCGUUGGCUCCGAACUUGCCCGAUUGCAGGCACGUAUAGAAAACUGUCAGCGCCGCGCAAACACAUUAGGAAAAAAAGGGGGGGCAAAUUCAUCAAGAUAUCAAACAAAAGACGAGUUUCCAUAA